AUGAAUUACGAUUCGAGACCGAUUUCUGCAAGACCUGGUGAUGAAAAUAUUCCAGAGUUUGAAGAGUUUCGCGAUUUUAGAGUCAGUCAUCGUUAUGGCACACGUGAGCCAACGGUCAUCAGUCACCUUCUACUAAAGGCUGCAUGUUAUGCUCAAGGACCAAAGGAAGAGGCAGGCAAAAUUGCUCGUGUUGAAGGCAUUCAGUUCAAUACAGUGGAAUCAUUGGCUUUAAACUUUCAAAAUAUAUUGAGAAUUGAAAAUUUAAAUGGGUUUACAAAUCUUACAAAACUACAACUGAAUAAUAAUAUUAUUGAAAAAAUAGAAAACUUAGACGGCUUAGUUAAUCUUACGUGGUUAGACUUAUCUUUCAAUCGAAUUUCAAAAAUUGAGAACUUACACAAACUAACAAAAAUUGAAGAUUUAAGUUUGUUCAACAAUCAAAUCAGCUUGAUGGAGGGAUUGGAUGAAAUGAAAAAUUUAAAAUAUCUAUCAAUUGGAAAUAAUGAAAUCGCUGAAUUAGAGAAUGUGAUGUAUUUAAGAAAGUUUGACAAACUGGAAUCUGUCAAUUUAAGUGGAAAUCCACUGACAAAUAAUCAAUCCUACAUACAUUACAUAUGUGCAUUUUUACCACAAAUACAAUACCUAGAUUACAAGAAAAUUUCACAAACUGUGGCGAUGAAUAAACUCGAAGAAACACCAGAAAUACAGACGCAAUUUAUUGAGGAAAUUUUGGCAGAAUAUCGAAAAAAAAUUGAUGACUUAUGGGACCAGCUGAUGGCAAAUGAAAUGAUAAUCUCAGAGCAGAUUGAAGAUGUUGUCAAAGAGUUUGAGAGAAACAUAAGAGAUAUGAUAGCAUAUUUUGUUGAAUCAGCUCAAAACUAUCUGAGCAAAUGUCGUGAGGCUGCCAUUGGUUUUCAUGAGCGGUUAACAGAAGCAACACUACCUUACGCGGAACGUUUGGGUAAAAAUGAACUGACAGAAACAGAUCAAAUAUUAUUCCCAGACAGGGAUACAAUGAUAAAUAGUUUGGCUCAAUCGAAAGACAAUCAAUCCUUACGAAUGGAUGAAUGCGAAGAAAGCCUAAUAAGACGAGCUAAUCAAUGGUGUGAUGAAUUAGUUGAAAGUAUCUACCAACAAGAAGUAUUUGAGCGGCAUAAAAAUAGAGUCACUGAAAUCAACUUAUUCAUUGACCAUCAGAGAGCUGAACUUGAUGCUUUCGAUUUAGCAGCAAUCUAA
Trichobilharzia regenti is the source of this 1236-nucleotide messenger RNA. The record is from the annotation of a GenBank genome assembly. Lineage: Eukaryota; Metazoa; Platyhelminthes; Trematoda; Strigeidida; Schistosomatidae.